ACAGCGCACCUAGUGGAAAAUUUUGCUACUAUAGUUUUGUCAGUGUUUACCCCGUAUUUUUCUAUAGAAUUUUUUACUAAUUUAAUGGCUUUUGUGGCAAUAUUUGAUAACGUAGUGAUAAAUUAAAGGACUGAAGAAGAGCAGGACACAAUGGCACAGUCAAUAAACCGAAGUGUUUCAGCACAGGAGAGCAAUAUCCAGGAAUUCUCUAAAGAGGAUCACUGUCACUUGGAAUCUCGCUAUGAAUGCCCCAUUUGCUACAACUGGCUCAAUGAGCCCGUUUUAACAUCCUGUGGCCACAGAUUCUGUGGAAAAUGUAUUAUUUCAUGGUUGAGAAAAGAAAAUGUCUGUCCUGUGGACAAACAAACCCUUCAAAUGGAGUCUGAUAUCUUCCCAGACAAUUUUACGCGUCGGGAAAUAUUGCAAAUUAAGAAACCUUGUCCUAAUGCCACCUACGGAUGUCUCAAAAGUAUCUCUCCUGUCGAAAUGGACGCUCAUGUCCUAAUCUGUGAAUUUCGGCGAAGAACAACAGCCUUUCCUUGCUACUUUGCUCGCUGUGGCUGCAAAUAUACCGCCACUUCGGAGCAAGCACUCGAAUCUCACAUCCGUAAUGAGAUGGGGCAUCAUCUUGAGCUCCUUCUUGAGACUUUUCUCAAAACAAAAACCCUAGAGUCUGAGGCACGUCACUGGGAAGCUCCGGCAAAGGCUAAUGGUGCCCCGAGCAGUCAAUCUGAUCUCAUGCGUGCCAUGUACGAGAGGAUUGUGGUUCUGGAGCAGAAGCAGCAGGAAAUGUCAGUGAAAAUUGACAAAAUGCGGGAGCAAUUGGCUAAGACCUGCUCAAUGGCCGAAAUCCAGGCUAAAUACACCGAUGGUGUUCUCGUGUGGCAAAUUGGACAGUUCCAGAGCAAGGUCAGAGCAAUGAGUGCCAAUCCCAACAUUAUGUUCUACAGCGGUGAAGCCUACACCUCUCCCCAUGGCUAUAAGUUCUGCGCGCGAGUCAAUAUUUCACCAAAAGUCAAAGACUACAUUGGACUUCAUGUCCAUAUGAUGCAGUCCGAGAAUGAUUACCAUCUUGACUGGCCAUUCAAGGGACGCAUUCGCAUCAGUAUGAUUCACCCCAAAAACUUCUCCGAGUCACAAACGGAUACAAUUAUGUCUAAACCGGAGAUUCUGGCCUUCCACCGACCCACUCAGGAGGGUGUCAGUCCCCGUGGAUUCGGAUUCUUGGAGUACGCUUCGAUUUCGGACAUUGAGAGAAGGGGAUUCAUCCUCCGUGACACACUAACCAUCAAAAUCCAGAUAAAUAUCGUGUAGGAGAAUUUAUAGACUCACCCGGACAUUCCUCUCCACAGUAUUUAUUUACAAUAACUGUCUGUGUUUAGUUUCCGUCCUCCAAAUGAACACCAUGGACUUUUCCUUUGAGACAUGUUUCCCACCCAGUACCCGGAUUGUAUGUAAUAUUUGAGUGUGGAAAUAAAGACUCGAUUUGUGUACUA
Messenger RNA from Phlebotomus papatasi, 1496 nucleotides. It is a transcript of the gene Traf6, whose product is annotated as TNF receptor-associated factor 6-A. Gene Ontology annotation, cellular component: plasma membrane signaling receptor complex. The transcript is spliced from 3 exons. Lineage: Eukaryota; Metazoa; Arthropoda; Insecta; Diptera; Psychodidae. The record is from RefSeq and is a predicted model, not a curated record. Gene Ontology annotation, molecular function: zinc ion binding; protein binding. Gene Ontology annotation, biological process: regulation of canonical NF-kappaB signal transduction; positive regulation of JNK cascade; protein K63-linked ubiquitination. The coding region runs from base 151 to 1314 and encodes 387 amino acids.